AUGGAUUAUAGUUUGCCAAUAGCUAGCAGGACCAGACAGGGGCGAGCCCAGUUUUAUGAAGACUGUAUUGUGGAGAAGAAGGAGAAGAUGAAGAAGGGGAGGAAGGAGAGUAAUGGGGUUGACUUGGCUGGUUCUAGCAGACCCCAUAGAGUUGACGGGGUUAAAGGGUAUGAGAGAUUAGGGUCUGAGAGUGAGUCUUUUGCUGUGUCUGAUAGUAGCGUGGAGGAGAUUGAUGUGGAUGAUUGUAGUGAAGAAGGAGAUGAAUUGAUGGAUUUUGUGGGGAAUGAGAGUUUGAAGUUGAAGAAUAAGGGAAAUUCAAAUAAGGGUUUUGAGGGAAUGGCCAAUGUGGAUGAAAUUAUGCUGGAUAAUAGUGAGGAUGAGGUGGUUAUUUUGGGUGAAGGAAGAGAUUUGGUUGGGGCAGAGAGUGAGGAGGACGUUAUUUGUAUAGAUGUUGAUGAGGAGGAUGAUAUGAGUGAGGAAGAUGUGACUGAGAGUGGUGAACUGAAUUCUGAUUGGAGGAGGGGUAAUGAUGAACCUGUUUCAUUGAGAAAAGGAAAGGGUGAGACUAAUAGCUUGAACAUAGAUGAGAGGAAGAGUAGUGAGGAUGGGGAUGGUUGUGGUGAUGCUGUGUUUGAUGAUUCAUGUGAUGCUGUUGAUUUAGUAGGGUCUGACUCAUCGUUAGAAUCAUCCUCUUGUGAAGAGGACAAAAAUGAUGAGGAUGAUCAGGAUUAUGAAGUGGAAAAGUUGGAAACUUGUGCUAGUUUGGAGCAAUUGAGUUCGGAUAGUGGGGGUGAAGAGGAGGAAAAAGGGGGAGAUGCUGAGGAAUUUGAGGUUGUGAAGAGAGGGAGUCAUGGGAGGGGGAGGCCAAAAGGAGUUGAUGUUGGGUUGAAGAGGAGGAAGUAUGGAUUGGAAAUUUUGGUUGAUGUAGAGAAUGACGAAGAUAAUUGUGUGGCUCGAAGAACCCGUUCUUGUUUUGUUUCAAAAUUGGGAAAAAAGAAAAUGAAGCUCGGAACUUUAAGUCACCCACUUUGUGUUGAUGAGGAGGAAGUGGAGUCUUCAUCCGGGCAUGAUGAUAGUGAUGAUGUUGCUGAUGAUGUUGGCAGUGGUCGUGUGAAGGCUGGGUCUAAUGAUGAGAGUGAAGAUUAUUCUAGUGAUGAUGAGACUGGUCAUGGUGGUAAGAUAAAAUCUGUGUCUGCUAGUGAGAAAUUUAAAACUAACAGAGGCAACAUAGAUGCUUGUGAGAGGAAUUUACAUGGGAAGGAUAAAGGGAAGUUGAAGAUACCAAUCAAGGGAAAUCGCAUCCGUUUGUCAAAAAAUUGUAAUGUUUUGACUAUUCUUGCGGAUUCCAUUUUGGAGAAGGGAGAUCGUUUGGAAGAAUUGGUUUCUUUUAGAGAUGAAAGUAAUCCACCAGUUGCUGAGAUGUCUCUCCCAUUGAAGUUCACUUUUGGAAUUCAGGAGUCAAAUCCACCAGAGAAAUCAGAAGAAGAGAAAGAAAUGGAUAAACUUUGGGCUGAUAUGGAGUUAGCUCUUAGAUCGAGUGAAAUUGGUUAUGUUGAAGAUGAAGAUUCCCUUCUUCCGGAGGAUGAAGUCGAUAGAGCUACCCUUUGCCAUCAAGGGUAUCAUCAGCUUAUUCUUGAUGAAGAAGUUGGACUGAGAUGUGAAUUUUGCCCACACGUGCAACUGGAAAUCAAGUAUAUUGUACCAGAUUUUAGUAUAAAUCCUUUUAGAAAAUCAGACAGGAGAGACUCAGGUGCAAUGAACAACUCCAUCAUUGAUGAGCUUAGGUCUCAAGACUGGUGUGGUGAUUCCCUCUCUAACUGUGAUCCCCAACUUCGAGCUGAAGGCACUGUGUGGGACAUCAUUCCUGGUAUAAAAAAUAGUUUGUAUCCACAUCAAUGUGAAGGUUUUGAAUUUAUUUGGAAGAAUAUAGCUGGAGGAAUUCAUAUUCAGAAGUUGAAACAUCAAACGACUUGUGCUGGUGGGAGUGGCUGCAUUAUAUCACAUGCUCCUGGGACAGGAAAAACCCGUUUAACCAUUGUUUUUCUUCAGACAUACAUGAAAUUACAUCCCACAUGCAGGCCUGUCAUUGUUGCUCCUCGUAGCAUGCUCCUUACAUGGGAAGAGGAGUUCCGGAAAUGGGAUUUUGACAUCCCAUUUCACAAUCUGAACAAGAAUGAGUUGUCAGGCAAGGAAAAGCUGAGGCAAGAUGGACACAUGAACAUAAGUGUAAUCCGUAUGGUAAAGUUGUAUUCCUGGAAAAAGGAUAGAAGCAUCCUGGGGAUCAGUUACACACUGUUUGAAAAGCUUGCUGGAGAAGUUAAUAAAAAGGGUAAAGUAAGGACUGAACAAGAUAGUCAUUUCAGGAAGAUCCUUCUUGAGGUUCCUGGUAUUGUAGUCCUUGAUGAAGGGCACGUUGCUCGCAAUCCUGAUAGUCGUAUCCUGCAGGUUUUGUCAAAUAUAAAAACGGAUAAGCGCAUCAUCCUUUCGGGAACUCCAUUUCAAAAUAAUUUUUAUGAGCUUUAUAAUACGCUAUGCUUGGCAAGGCCAGUGUUUGAAGACAAAGAAGGUAAAUGGUUAUCUCUUACGAGUUCCAUUACUAAAGUCACUGAUGAUAGACUGAAAUAUGAGAAACUGAGGAAGGUUAGAGAUAUGAUUCAGCCAUUUGUUCAUGUACACAAAGGUUUCAUACUACAAGAAAAACUUCCAGGGCUGAGGGACUCUUUGGUUAUAUUACAGCCAUCCCAGCUGCAGAAGAGCCUCUUUGAGGAACUCCGUGAUCAUUUUGUAAGGUCCAGCUUCAAAUUUGAUCAUUAUGAAUCUUUGAUUUCUCUCCACCCUUCACUGUUGCUACAGUGUGGAGAUGACAGUUUUCCUUCUGACAAGCAUAAAUUAGAAAAAUCGAAUCUUGAGGCUGGAGUCAAAGCAAAAUUUUUAAUUGAACUCAUCCGGCUUUCUGAGGCUGUGAAUGAAAAAGUUUUGGUUUUUAGUCAAUUCCUUGAACCGUUAGCCUUUAUAAAGGACCAGCUUAAGUAUCAUUUUAAUUGGAAUGAAGGAAAAGAGAUGUUGUAUAUGGAUGGAAAGCAUAGUAUGGAGCAGCGCCAAUCCUCAAUUAAUGUUUUCAAUGAUCCAACUAGUGAAGCAAGGGUAUUAUUAGCAUCAAUAAAGGCAAGCCGUGAAGGGAUAAAUCUGGUUGGGGCUUCAAGGGUUGUUUUACUGGAUGUGGUAUGGAAUCCUUCAGUUGAAAGGCAAGCUAUAUGUCGUGCAUAUAGGCUUGGGCAGAAAAAGAUAGUGUACAUAUACCAUCUCAUUGCGUCUGGUGCAAGGGAAGAAGCGAAGUAUUAUCGACAAACUGAGAAGGACUUGUUGUCUGAGUUAGUAUUCUGUUCUUCUGGCAGGGGUUGUGAUCAGCAGAAAAUCUCCCGGACAGUGUCAGAUGAUAAAAUUUUGGAAGAGAUGGUUCAACAUGAUAAACUUAAGUAUAUGUUUGAAAAGAUAGCAUACCAACAGAAAGAGUCUAAACUGAUUGAGACUUAUAGCUGGUUGGAGAAAGAACCAGUAACAUCCUCACCAUCUAGUCCUUGA
Messenger RNA from Quercus lobata, 3582 nucleotides. Its product is annotated as SNF2 domain-containing protein CLASSY 4-like. The coding region runs from base 1 to 3582 and encodes 1193 amino acids. Gene Ontology annotation, biological process: gene silencing by siRNA-directed DNA methylation. The record is from RefSeq and is a predicted model, not a curated record. The transcript has 3 exons. NCBI's taxonomy places the organism in Eukaryota, Viridiplantae, Streptophyta, Magnoliopsida, Fagales, Fagaceae. Gene Ontology annotation, molecular function: ATP binding.